Messenger RNA from Emiliania huxleyi CCMP1516, 876 nucleotides. RefSeq lists its product as hypothetical. The transcript has 3 exons. Lineage: Eukaryota; Haptophyta; Isochrysidales; Noelaerhabdaceae. The record is from RefSeq and is a predicted model, not a curated record. Bases 1 to 876 code for a protein of 291 amino acids.
AUGGGUGCGGCGCCGUGGCUCUGCCUCCUCUGCGUCGCGUCCGUCUCAAUGACGCUGGGAAACAAGGCGUUGAUGAUGGGGCCGCUCGCGGCGAACAAGCAUCUCGUGCUUGUCUUUCAGAAUGCCAUCUCUGUCACGGUACUCAACGGCGGAGCUCUGGCGGGUCUGAUCUCGUUUGAGCGCGUCGAUCGGCGGCAGCUGCUCUUUUAUGUCUGGGACGCAGCGAUGCUGGUUGUGCAGCUUUUCACCUCGUUCGUCGCGCUGCAGCACCUGCCGGUUGCGACGACGACGGUUGUCCGCGCCCUCGCCAUCCCUCUCGUCGCCUGGAGCGAGCUUCUGGUGAUGGGGACGCGGCUACCGGCCUCCAAGCAGGCGAGCUACCUCUUUGCCCUCUUCAACCUCCUCGCGUACACCUCCAACGCUCUCCUCGACCGCGUGAUGAUGUCAUCGUCAAAGCAGUCGGCGGCCGGUAUGGCCAUGUACACCCAGGCGCUAUCCAUACCAAUCUGCUUGAUCGAGGGCGGCGCAGCCUCGGCCCUCGGCGCUGCAGCAUGGCUCUCGCCACGCACGCGGCCACACAACAUCUAUAGUCACGGCUGCGCGCUCCUCGUCACGGGCGUCGGCGCCGCGCUCCUCGGGAGUUGCUUUGCGAUGUGCUACAAGAGGGCAUCUGCCACCACCGUGACCAUCGCGGGCAACGUCAACCGGGUUGUCUGCGCGCUCGCGGGCGGCGCCAUUUUCCCCGGCAAGAGCCUGACGGUGGAGCAGGCGCUGGGCAUGGCGGUGUGCCUCAGCGGUGCGACCUCGUACUCGCUGGUUGGCGCGCGUCAGCGCGACGGCGGCAGCGGCAGGGAGAAGCGAGCGAAGGGAUCGUGA